ACUAAACGACAAAUUUUCAUCAUCUUGCCACACUUACAAAAAAAAUGUGAAAAAAAAUCAGCUAAUAAUUAUUACUGUGUUCUUGCCAAACAAUUUUCACAGCUUCCGCCAUGGGAGAAGUCGAUCCAGCCUUCAUCCAAGCCCUGGAACACCGACCCAAACCCCAAACCAUAACAGCCGAAGGAAUCCCGUUAAUCGAUCUCUCACCGUUGAUCAUCUCCCCUGAUCAAUCCGACGACGAUCCCAAUUCCCCCCUGCUGUCAGCCCUCGCCGUCGAAAUCGGCGCCGCCUGCAAAAACUGGGGAUUCUUCCAGGUCAUCAACCACGGCGUCCCGUCGCACACGCGCCGGAAAAUCGAAUCCGUUUCCAGGAAAUUCUUCUCCCUCCCCAAACACGUGAAGAAGAGAGUCUCCAGAGACGAAGCAAACCCCACCGGAUAUUACGACACCGAGCACACCAAGAACGUCAGAGACUGGAAAGAAGUCUUCGAUUUCACCGUCAACGAGCCGACAUUCAUCCCUGCUUCACACGAACCCGACGACGAUCGUCUUAAUGAAAUGAUCAAUCAAUGGCCCGAAAACCCUCCUGAAUUCAGGGAUGUGUGCAAGGAGUACGCUGAAGAAGUGGAGAAGCUGGCGUACAAGUUACUACAGCUCAUAGCCAUGAGUUUGGGGUUGGAAAAAGAUCGAUUCGCCGGGUUUUUCGAGAAGCAAACGACGUUCAUUCGGCUGAAUUACUAUCCGCCGUGCCCGAUUCCCGAUCUAGCUCUCGGCGUGGGCCGACACAAAGAUGCAGGGGCGUUGACCAUUCUUGGUCAAGAUAACGUCGGCGGGCUCCAGGUGAAGAGGAAAACCGACGGGGAAUGGGUUCUUGUUAAACCCACACCCGAUGCAUACAUUAUCAACGUCGGUGACAUUAUCCAGGUUUGGAGCAAUGAUGAGUAUGAGAGUGUGGAGCAUAGAGUGAAGGUGAAUUCGGAAAACGAGAGGUUUUCGAUUCCGUUUUUCUUCAAUCCAGGGCACGAUAUUACGGUGGAGCCAUUGGAGGAGCUUGUGAACGAGCGUAAUCCUGCCAAGUACAAUGCUUAUAAUUGGGGGAAGUUUUUCACGGCUCGGAAACGGAGUAACUACAAGAAACUUGAUGUCGAAAAUAUUCAAAUUUAUCAUUUCAAGAACUGAUAUAUAUACUAUGAUGUUUUCGAGUGUGCAUGUAUUUUUGUGAAUAAAUAAUUGCUCUCGAAUUAUUCGAUAUAUGAACUUUGUGUUACGAACUUGUAAGAUAAGGGAUGUAUUAUCGAGAAGAUUAUAUUAUAUUAAAGAUCGCGAUCAUCGGUAA
This is a messenger RNA of Erythranthe guttata (spotted monkey flower), 1335 nucleotides long. RefSeq names its product 2-oxoglutarate (2OG) and Fe(II)-dependent oxygenase superfamily protein. Lineage: Eukaryota; Viridiplantae; Streptophyta; Magnoliopsida; Lamiales; Phrymaceae. The record is from RefSeq and is a predicted model, not a curated record.